Messenger RNA from Plutella xylostella (diamondback moth), 1960 nucleotides. The record is from RefSeq and is a predicted model, not a curated record. NCBI's taxonomy places the organism in Eukaryota, Metazoa, Arthropoda, Insecta, Lepidoptera, Plutellidae.
GCAACGGUUAGUUUGAAAAAAGUGCUGAUCAGUGGAUAGUGUGAUUUGUAUUUAUUUAUAAUUUUAUUUUUAAUAACUUUUAUAAAGUUAUUUAGUACUCAAUUAGUAUUAGUAGUUAAUAAUUUAUCAGAAAUGGAAGCUGAGAAACUGAAACCUGCUGCGUUUGCAACGCAAGUCAUUGCUGCCAUGGCAAUUGCCUACCUCACCUCCCUGACCGGGUUCAUCUCAGCGUGGCCCUCCUACACGGUGACCAACUUCAUGUCGAACGACACCCAUCUAUCAGCCCCGAUGACCCCGAUCCAGAACUCGCUUCUGGGCAGCCUGCCCAACGUGGGGGCGCUGAUCGCGACGCCGCUGUGUGGGUAUGCCAUGGACAAAUUGGGCCGGAAAUAUGCGGCGAUGCUGUUCGGACUGCCUUAUGUGUUGUGCUGGGCCAUCAUCAUCCUCACAGACAACGUGCACCUCAUCCUGUUCGCGAUGGGCGCGGUGGGGUUCGGCGCGGCGGGGCAGGCCGUGUCAUCAGUGUUUAUCUGUGAGAUCGCCCAUGACUCCAUCCGGGGCGGGCUGGCUUCCUUCUGCGUUUCUGGCUACUACGUGGGCAUCCUAGUGUCGUACGUGUUGGGCGGGCGGCUCCCAUACCGCGGCGUGCUGCGCGCGCACCUCGCGCUGUCCGCGCUGUACCUCGCGCUGCUGGCGCUGCUGCGGGAGUCGCCUGUGUACCUCAUGCAGCGGGGGCGGGAGAAGGAAGCGAUGGAGUCGAUAAAGUUCUACCGGCGGUAUUCCAUCACAUCUAAAGAGAUGGCGCAUGAGAUCGCCAAACUUAAGCAGGCGUUGGACCCGUGUCUAGACAAGAUACUGCGCGGAGAUGAAGAGAUAGAAGUGGUGGAGGAGCUGUUGAAGAACUACAAGAGCCAGGGCAAGGUGACCACCCUGGGCGGGUCCACCGCCAGCCAGCAGACUACCGCGUGGAGGUUUCUGUGGGAAUCCAAAUCCUCCAAGCGAGCCCUCCUCACCGUCAUAGUCCUGAUGUCUCUCUCCAUCCUCAUGGGGUCCCUGGCGCUGCAGAUCUACGCCGAGCCGCUGAUGAGAGAGGCAGCCCCAUCAGUGCCGUCCAACCUGGCGACUAUACUGUUAGCUGUGGAUCUGUUGAUAGCCAGUCUGAUCUGCGGGGUUGUGGUUGAGCGGUAUGGACGAAAGCCCCUCAUGACCUACUCAGCCCUAACCUCUGCAGUCUUCGCGCUGCUCCUGGGAGUACAACUCCAGCUGAACUUCUUCUCUCACUGGGUGACGGUGGGCAUCAUCUACGGAUACACCUUCGCGUACACCAUCGGAGCUGCCACUGUGCCGUUUAUUCUGACUGCUGAGGUGUUCUUGCCUGAGGUCCGAGGUCUCUGCAACAGCAUCUGCAUGGGCUGCAUGUGGCUGAUGAACUUCGUGAUCGUGGUAGUCUUCAACCUGUCGGUCCCUGUCUUCGGGCUCGGCAUGGUCUUCUGUUUCUUCGCACUCGUCUGCUUCAUCGGCGCCGUGUAUAGCCAUCUCUGUCUGCCGGAGACCAAGGGGCUGUCGACUGACGAGAUCCAGUUCCAGUUCUACAAGCAGAAGAAGAGGAAGAGUCUUGCCGCGUGAGAGGGAUGGCUAGUUGUGUAAAGGACUUAUGGAAAUGAGAUAGUGAUAUUUUUGGUUGUUGCGGUUGGGUUUUACUCAGAUGUGGGCGCAUUUGUAGCGCCUUAGUUUAGAUGUAGAGCUAAGGCUCUUAAACUACUCAUUUUUUUGUAUUAUAUUGUUUACUUGUAGUUGAACGAUCAACUAGGUAUUAACAUAAUGAUAGCGUAUCGAAGUGUUCUUAGUUCUUAUUGUAAGUUAUUCAUAGUAAUUAAUUAAUUUAAGUUAGUUUUAAGUAGUUAAAUGAACUGAAUUUUGAAAUUAUAUUUAUAUUCACUGCCUGUGGCAGUACAUUUUA